AAGUAACCGGUAUUCCCCGCCUACCAUGCUCCAGUCAGACGACAUAUAGGGCGAUGCGGAAGUCAUAGUUCCGUUAACUUCAGUUUAUUCCGUUUAGUCUGAAAUUUGUGGUAGCGGUAGAACAGUCACACGCUUUCACAUCGCAACACCUCGACUAAGCCGUCUGUGCCUCAUCCACAAAAAGGAGAAUCAUGAACAGCAACUACAGCGUCUCCCUGGGUGGCCCCGCCCCCUGGGGCUUCAGACUGCAGGGAGGAAAGGACUUCUGUCUGCCCCUCACUAUCUCACGGCUGACCGAUGGGGGCAAAGCAGCCAAAGCCAAAAUGAGUGUGGGAGAUGUAGUUCUGUCUAUCGACGGAAUCGCCACCAACGGCAUGAACCACCUGGAGGCCCAGAACAAGAUCAAAGCCUGCACUGACAACCUCAACCUCACCCUGCAGAAAGCUUCCAGUGUUCCCAAGGCUGAUGCACCAAAGGAUGAGCCACUGGAGAUCAUUAAGCCCGUGCCAAUCAUCCAUCCAGCUCCAGCCUUCACCAGCCCCUCCCCCCAACCCGGUGCUGCCUACAACAAGACGGCCCGCCCCUUUGGCGGGGGCAGCAAUGUGGGUGCAGUCACUUCCUCCCUAACCGCCCCAAAGGUGGCCUCCAUCCCCUCUGCAUCGUCUGCUUUCACCCCCGCCGCCCCCUCUUCCCAGCAGCCCCAGCCUCCCUUCCCACUAGCUAGCCGCUCCCGCUCCCCCGCCCCACCUAGCUCAGCCCCACCCCCCAGACCCGGCUCUGGCCGUUCCCCCUUCACCUCCCCUUCCUCCCCUUCCUCCUCUUCUUCCUCAUCCUCCCCGGCCAGAGUGACAGCCCCCUCCUCCAAUCCCGGUGCUCCGCAGUCCUCUUGCUAUAACACGCCAAUAAACCUGUACUCCAAUACCAACGCCUGUGAGGUGGCCAUAGGACAGAGGCGGGGCCUGUUGGAAGCCCAGGGUGUGGUGGUCGACCAGAUCAAAGAACAGUUUAAUGGAGUCCCCCCAAAGACAGCCCCUAGGAGGAACAGAGUUGAACCAGAGUUGACCCACGCCUCGCCCCUCAGCGAGGCCAGUAAGAAGCGUCUGAUCGAGGACACAGAGGACUGGCAUCCUCGCACCGGAACCUCCCAAUCCAGGUCCUUCAGAAUCCUGGCUCAGAUCACCGGCACAGAGAAAGACCAAGCCCAGGAGAACAGUGCUGGAAAGAAGGUGAACAAACCGGAUCCAAAGGUUGUGGGACAACAGUACAACAAGCUGAGAGACUGGCACCACGGUGUUUCGGCACGCACACUCAACGUGCAGUAGACUGUAGUUUGCUGUGCCCAGUAACAUCUCUCUGCCUGUGUUUUAUUCAUUUCAAUCAGCCUGUAGUUAACUAGAAAGACAGUCUCAAAUCUCACAUUAUAGCAGUCUGAGAUUUCACAUUAUACCUCACCACCUGUGCCUUGUCCUAUACCACAUCCCUUUAAGUAGUUACUGGAAUUAGUUAGUACGUUGCUGUGUCUGUGUGUGUACAGUGAGCCUGUUGGUGUGUUAGGGGAGUGUGAGAGUGAGUGUGUGAGUGAGUGUGUGUGUGUUUGAGUUAAAAACUCUCCCUUAGUACAUACACACAAUGGCCAGGUUAUUAGGUACCACCCUGUUGGCACGUGACCAUGGCUUGCUAUAUAUUGCAGGCAGACAGGCAUUGAGGCAUUCAAUAACUGUUGGAUUGAACAUUAGAUUUGGCAAAACAAGUGACCUAAGUGACUUUGAGAGUAGUAUGAUCGUUGGUGCCAGGCGCUUUUCACGCUCGCCAGUGUCUAGGGUUUACCGAGAAUGGUGCGACAAACAAAAAACAUACAACAGCUUGUUGAUGAGAGAGGUCAAAGG
This is a messenger RNA of Salvelinus sp. IW2-2015, 1886 nucleotides long. The record is from RefSeq and is a predicted model, not a curated record. NCBI's taxonomy places the organism in Eukaryota, Metazoa, Chordata, Actinopteri, Salmoniformes, Salmonidae.